This is a messenger RNA of Achroia grisella, 1712 nucleotides long. Its product is annotated as DDB1- and CUL4-associated factor 13. Gene Ontology annotation, biological process: maturation of SSU-rRNA from tricistronic rRNA transcript (SSU-rRNA, 5.8S rRNA, LSU-rRNA). The coding region runs from base 190 to 1533 and encodes 447 amino acids. Gene Ontology annotation, molecular function: protein binding. The record is from RefSeq and is a predicted model, not a curated record. Gene Ontology annotation, cellular component: nucleolus; small-subunit processome. NCBI's taxonomy places the organism in Eukaryota, Metazoa, Arthropoda, Insecta, Lepidoptera, Pyralidae. The transcript has 5 exons.
UGUUGUAUGUGAACUGUUGUUAUCUACAUUCAUUAAUUAACCUCUAACUUACCUAACCUUAAUAAAUACUUUUUAUUUACUUGAAACAUGUUUUUUUGCGCAGCAUUUAAAUGUUUAAUGAAUUAUUAAUUAAUGAAUAGGACUCGUAUAGUAAUUGAAACUAGUGAAGCUUAAAAUAUAACAACCACGAUGUCGGAACUAAAAAUAAAAGUGAUUAGUCGCAAUCCGGACGAUUAUUUACGUGCUACUAAAAAAGAUAUUCAGAAAUUGCCUAGAAAUUAUGAUCCAAGUCUACAUCCAAUGGAGGCGCCAAGAGAAUAUGUGCGAGCAUUAAAUGCUGUUAAAUUGGAAAGAGUAUUUGCAAAACCAUUUAUUGGUAACCUUGAUGGCCAUACAGAUGGAGUUUCUUCCAUGGCCAAACAUCCCAGUAGGCUUGCAGUACUAGCUAGCGGAGCUUUUGAUGGAGAAAUCCGAAUAUGGGAUUUAGCUACACGCAAAUGCACAAGAAAUUUUGUGGCACAUGAGGGAUGGGUACGUUCUAUUUGUUACACACCAAAUGGAGAAACAUUUACAAGUGUUGGUGAUGACAAAACUAUAAAAACCUGGAAAUCAGAAAUUCAAUCAUCAGAUGAUGAGGAACCUGUGAAUACACUACUCAGUAUGUCUGUUGUUAGCGGUGUGACACAUCACCGAUCAAAACCAAUUUUUGCUACAUGCGGUGAACACUGCCAACUAUGGGAAAAUACAAGAAAUGAACCUAUCAAAGUUUUCAAAUGGGGUGUUGACAGCCUUCAUCAUGUUGCUUUUAAUCAGGUUGAAAAGAAUCUAUUGGCUUCAUGUGCAAGUGACAGAAGUGUCAUUCUGUAUGAUUGUAGAGAAUCAGGUCCCCUAAGGAAAGUGGUGCUAGAAUUAAGAUCAAAUGCACUUUCUUGGAAUCCCAUGGAGGCUUUUAUAUUUACUGUUGCUAAUGAAGAUUACAAUUUAUACACAUUUGAUGUUAGGAAACUAAAUUAUCCUGUAAACAUACAUAUGGACCACACAUCAGCUGUAAUUGAUGUGGACUAUUCACCCACAGGCCGUGAAUUUGUUUCUGGUAGUUAUGAUAAAACAAUAAGGAUAUUUGAAAGUCUUAAAGGACACUCACGAGAUGUUUAUCAUACCAAGAGGAUGCAGAGACUGACAUGUGUGAAGUGGUCACUGGAUAAUAAAUAUGUACUCUCAGGAUCUGAUGAAAUGAACAUAAGACUAUGGAAAGCCAAAGCAUCAGAAAAACUUGGUGUGCUGAAACCUCGUGAACGUACUGCAUUAAACUACGCAGACGCUCUAAAGGAUAAAUUUGCGAAUCAUCCACAAAUAAAGCGCAUUGCACGGCAUAGACAUGUACCAAAACAUGUCUACAAUUCACAGAAAGAACUCAGAACGAUUAGAGAAAAAGCUAAAAGGAAGGAGGCCAACAGACGCGCUCACAGCAAGCGUGGAGCGGUGCCGCACGUUGCUGAACGUAAAAAGCAUGUUGUUAAGGAAGAUGAGUAAAUUGUGGAAAUUGUUAAAAAAAACUUGUUCUGAUUUAUUCUCAGUUUGUUUCUUCUUUAUUUUAUAUGGCUGCCACCAGUUUUGACAGACGAUUCUGGCGUUAUGGUUUAAGAGUGUUAUUUUGUAGCUGUGGCAUAUUUUAAUUUUCUCAGUAAAAUUUGAAAAUUUUGUUCGGGUUC